AUGGCUGAAUAUGGGCAUGAUCAAGGUCAGGGUAACAAAGGCAGCUGGAAAGGAAUCUUUACACAGUUUCCAACAGUCGAGAAGGCCAUCAUCACCUACCUCAAUCAACUGCAAGAUGCAUCAGUUCCACUGACCCUUGCUACCAUCAGGGGAAUUGUUUUUGCCCUGAUCAUGCAGCUUGCACCAGAGAUCUUCGAAAUCAAGGCAGCUAAUGGCUCUGAAUUCAGAUGUUCAGAUUCAUUCAUCUAA
Molecule: messenger RNA, 249 nt
Organism: Suillus subaureus
Lineage: Eukaryota; Fungi; Basidiomycota; Agaricomycetes; Boletales; Suillaceae
Exons: 2
Coding region: 1-249 (82 amino acids)
Source: RefSeq, a predicted model, not a curated record